AGUUUCACAAUAAAAGACACAUUUAAAGAUACUAUACCAGUCCCGGAAGUCAGUACCUGCUGCCCUGUGCUGACCUGACUCACCUGUCUGUUUCUCCCUGAGGAGCACAGUGGCCCCGCCUUCCUGCACCGGAAAUGCUCUCCAUGCAUGACGUCAUGACGUGAUUGACAGGAGCCGGGAUAGACUGUGUCGUGAGCUGCAGAGGACGAUGAAGGUCUGAGGAAGGACAGACCGCUGCUGUCUACAGUGAGUCCUGGUUGUGGAGUCGUUGACUGCAGUCAAGAGAACCUAAAAUACCUCGUUAAUCUCCUUAUGACGCUCUGAGAGCAGCUUUCUCUGAACCUUCAACUCCAAACCCUAAACCCUGAAAGCUGAACCCUGAACUCUUAACCGUGAACUAUGAAAGCUGAACCCUGAACUCUUAACCCUUAACUAUGAAAGCUGAACCCUGAACUGUUAACCCUGAACUAUGAAAGCUGAACCCUGAACUGUUAACCCUGAACUAUGAAAGCUGAACCCUGGACACUAAACCCUAAACCCAGAACAAAGAAUCUAGAACACCACACAGGGCUACGACUUGGUUAACUUUGAAUAGGGUUUACGCUCAGCACCAUUUUGUGAGUCAGAACUAGAACCUUCCAAAUAGAAGCAUCAGGGUUCAACAGAUGAGAGGCAAGAAAAAUCUGAUUGGACGAAACAAUCUGGCAAGAACCAACGACUGAAACUCAACACACUGUAAAACAUCUACACUGUAGAAUGUUUCAUUCUCCAGUUUAACAAUUUAAUGUUGAAGAUGUUUCAUUUCAGAAAACAAAUGUUUCAGACUGAGUUUUCGGGAAAUGUGUCUAAAGUGUCUCACAAGACAUUUAGAAGACAAACAAGUCUUUUUGAAUUUGUCAUUUAAAGUGGAAAUCUGAGUUGAGUAUGUAUUUUAACUAACUAAUGGACCAAAAGUUUUCAACAUUGCUACAAACAACCUGCUGAAAGUAAUUUAGCCAUGAAGAUGAUGUCAUGUGGAAAGUUGGCGUCUUCUGAAUGCAGCCCCUAGUGUUCGUAAGUGGUACAGCACCUUAAGUCCAGUUCUCCACCAUGUUUCUGCCGACUUGGACGUGAGACGUAAAAACAUGGUGGUGGGGAAGCUGACCUUCACCAAGCCGGAGAGAGAGAAGCUAGCCAAGGUCCUCUGGCUGCUCAACUGGAUCUCCGUCUUGACCGGAGCGAUCCUGUUCAGCCUGGGCUUGUUCCUCAAAGUAGAGAUCCAGAGAUGGCAGGAAGUGAUGUCAGAGGGGAUCCUCUAUGUGCCACACAUGCUGAUCACCACCGGUCUGGCCGCCUGCUGCAUCAACUUCCUGGGUGGGAAGAUCUGCCUGGACUGCACCGACACCAACAAGUUCCUGCGCUGGAAGCUAGUGAUGAUGCCGUACAUCAUCUGCACCUUGUUCUUCACCUCCUGCGUCCUGGGGGGGGCGCUAAUGUGCUACAGCAUCCGGAGCCAGCUGGAGGACUCACUGGCCCUGGGCCUGAGGAACGCCAUGCAGUACUACAAGGACACUGACACGCCGGGCCGCUGCUACCUGAAGAAGACUCUGGACCUACUGCAGAUCCAGUUCCAAUGCUGUGGGAACUCCGGGUACCAGGACUGGUUCCAGGUUCAGUGGAUCAGCAACCGCUACCUGGACAUGACCAGCAGCAGCGUGGUGGAUCGCCUGAGGAGUAACGUGGAGGGGAAGUACCUGACGGAGGGCGUUCCCUUUAGCUGCUGCAGCACCUUGUCCCCUCGGCCCUGCAUCCAGCAGCAGGUUGGCGACAGAUCGCCUCAUUUCAACUACGACCAGCGGAGCCAGCAGCUGAACCUGUGGAGGAGAGGCUGCCGACAGGCCCUGAUGGACCACUACACCGGCAUCAUGCAGUCCAUCGGCCUCACCGUGCUUCUCAUCUGGCUGUUCGAGCUGCUGGUUCUGACCGGAGUCCGUUACCUGCAGACGGCCAUGGAGAACGUUCUCCGCCUGGGGGAUCCGGACUCAGAGGUUGAUGGUUGGAUUCUGGAGAACAGCCUGGCAGAAACAGCCCGUUCCAACUUUGACAUCAUCAAGAACAUGGGGAAGUGUUACCAGGUCGACAACGACCCCAACAUCAACAUCCCGACCGCCGCCGAGCAGGAGGUGCCGUCCCGCCAGGUCCGGAUCCCUGUGACCAGCUAACAUCUGGAGAACCUCUGAAAGACCAGGACUAGAAGGGAACACCUCAGGUCCAAAAUCUCUAGUGUUGCUCUGUCGAUGCUUCCUGAACUCAGACUCGGGUCCGGCUCCGGGAGGCUCUGAGGAGGAUCCGCCCUCUGGUCCUCGUACAUUCAGUAUUCGAUGCCUUCCAGCUGAUGAAUGUCUUGUUAACACGUCAGAGGAUCAAUAAAGUUAUUAUGGUCCAUCCUCAGGGGAACACAAACCCACAGCAGGCUGAUCAAUAUAAAGAAGAAUUAACCAGGACCAGAUGGUCGACCUCUAGAACUCAGAGAAGGUUUGAACUGGUUUCUCUUUGUCUUCUUCUUCAUGUGUUCUGUAGCAGGUCUAAAGCUGGUCUAAAGCUGGUCUAAAGCAGGUCUAAAGCAGGUCUAAAGCUGGUACAGAUACUGGUCUAAAGCUGGUCAAAAGCUGGUCUAAAGCUGUUCUAGAGCUGGUCUAAAACAGGUCUAAAGCUUGUCUAGAGCUGGCCUAAAGCUGGUCUAAAGCUAGUCUAAAGCUGGUACUGAUACUGGUCUAAAGCUGAUCUAGAGGUGGUCUAGAGCUGAUCUAGAGCUGGUCUAGAGCUGGUCUAAAGCAAAGUAAAGAUACAGGUCUAAAGCUGGUACAGAUGUUGGUCUAAAGCUGGUCUAAAGCUGGUCUUGAGUUGGUCUAAAUCUGGUACAGAUGUUGGUCUAAAGCUGGUCUAAAGCUGGUCUUGAGUUGGUCUAAAUCUGGUACAGAUACUGGUCUAAAGCUGGUCUAAAGCUGGUCUAAAGCUGGUACAGAUACUGGGCUAAAUAUGGUCUAAAGCUGGUCUAAAGCUGGUACAGAUACUGGGCUAAAGCUGGUCUAAAGCUGGUCUAGAGCUGGUACAGAUACAGGUCUGGCCACGUUUAAAUGAGGGAACAACUGGUGUGGUGGUUUUCAAAGGGUCCCUUGACCUCUAAGCUCAAGACGUGUAGGAAUCUGAAAUGCAGUGUUUGAAUAUUUCUGGCAUCUAAACAGUCUAUUAAUGUAUAAAUUGGUUUUGAAAGGAAAGCUGAGACUCUUGUGGAUCCAGAAAGUUUUAGAAACCAAAUCACAACAUGACUUCUUCUAUGGUGCUCAUUGAACUCUUUGUGUCUUAAUGUUGGAUUUUUAUCAAAGUUUGUUACAUUUAGCACCAAAUCUGAGGAACAAAAAAGGGAUCGAGGCCAAAAGUUUCAGCUCUGUCUCCUAAAAUAACAGAAAGGAAACAAGAGUCUGAAGUCUGUGAAGGGAGGAGGUCUAAGAACAGGUGGGUCAUAAACCUGGUAACAUGAACAGGGUUUAACAAAGAUGUACUUCAGCAUUAUGUUCUAGUACUAGUUCUAGUACUCCAUCAUAAUGUUCUAAUACUAGUUCUCAUACUAGCUAGUACUUCCAUCAUAAUGUACUAAUACUAGUUAUACAAUAUAUAAAACACCAAACUGGGUGCUGAGAAAUGAAGCCA
Messenger RNA from Anarrhichthys ocellatus (wolf-eel), 3690 nucleotides. RefSeq names its product photoreceptor outer segment membrane glycoprotein 2-like. Gene Ontology annotation, biological process: visual perception. The record is from RefSeq and is a predicted model, not a curated record. The coding region runs from base 1125 to 2201 and encodes 358 amino acids. Gene Ontology annotation, cellular component: plasma membrane. Lineage: Eukaryota; Metazoa; Chordata; Actinopteri; Perciformes; Anarhichadidae. The transcript has 6 exons.